Amoebophrya sp. A120 is the source of this 3973-nucleotide messenger RNA. Lineage: Eukaryota; Dinophyceae; Syndiniales; Amoebophryaceae. The record is from the annotation of a GenBank genome assembly.
CAAGCAACUGACGAAGGCAGCGAGUUCCUUCCCACUCCCGUGCACAGGACGACGGAUGUUGGUGACAUCAACAACGCCACACCACUGCAACCUCCACGGCUCUCGUCAAUGAUAUCCUUCGGGGACACUGCAACUUUUCAACACCAUUCUGGGGGCACACCGCAGCUGCAAAUUUCAUCAUCUUCUCGUGGACACGUAGACUUUAAACUCCCAGAAGCGAUUUUGGCCUACCGGCAGCUUGUCUACGACAACGCCUCGGGUUCCAAUCCCGAAGACGGGCGCUCCGUUUUUCAGCACAUUUCACAGGGCGGAUGCGCGCUCUGCGAGUAUUUUGGGCUCUUCGUGAUCGGAUUCUCCUAUUGGCUGCUCCACGUGCAAGAUUUUGUCGUAUUUUCAGGAGAUAAGACGAAGGUCCGAGCUGGGUUGAAUCACGAACUACACGUUGGAGCAACUAGCGCGACAGAGGCAUCCGUGAAGAAGAAAAAUUAUGGACACGGCGAGCAAGAGGAGCUGUACUCUACUCAACAUGUCAGCGACGAUGACGCUCAUAUCACUUUGUCCAAGUCAACAAGAAAGAGGUGCUGCGACUUUUUCCUCUUACCGCUGAAAAUCAGUUCUCUGCUCCGCAUCUGCCUCCUCGCAGCCUGCAGCCUCUCCUGGCUCAUUCUGCGCAGUCCGCGGGGCAGGUAUUUCCUGCGCAAUAAGGGGGGCGUUUUGGCGACACUGCGGGCCUUGUUUUUCGAGGUGGAUCGCGAGUGGUUGGCGAGUUUGUGGUCAACAUCUACUUCAACCGACUACAGCAUGCCCUUCGUCGAUGGCGGAGGGCGAGUGUCGGAUGAUCUUCGUGCCGCUCCCUCAUCGAGCGUCGACACAAUUAGUGCGGAAAAGUCUUCCAACUUGGACGUCGAAUAUCACCUGCACUUGUUUACACUUUGUCUCGCCCUCUUCCUCAGUGUGAGCUUCGCCGUGAGCUACAUCGCACUGCUGACCAGCUGGAGUAGUCGCCUCUCGCUCGGUGUGCACGGUGUGUUUGAAGCAGUGGGCGUGUACAGGUGGAAAAGCACCUGCCUGUCGUCUUGGUCGUCCCGAAGAUGUUGUAAAAAAUCUGCAAAUACUCUUCACCACGGUGACAAGAGGCAGCAACAAGGAGUCGGAAGGGCGUCGAUGGCGACGACCUCCCUUGCACAGAACAUCAAUCGGCGGGAACGAGCGAGCGGAAACGCGCGGCGAAGAAGAUCCGCAAACGGUCGGCGAGGAGGACAGAGACGCCUGCGACUGCGGGUCCACGCGGCCCCACGCGGGGGCGAAGAUCAUUCUCGUGGCCCCGGCGGAGGUCCUCCUCGCAGCAAUCUGACGCGGGAAGCGAGCGACGAUGUGCUGCUGACGGACGACGAGGAAAUCAAUGCUGGACAAGAAGAACUUCUACACGACGACAGCGCGGCUGGACAAGAACUACAUCAAGUAAGUAGCGAUUCUACUUCUGACGACGAGAUGCAAGAAACGGACGAUGAGGCGAGGCCCACGAACCAGUCGUUAUACGGCAGCGACUUCAACGACGCCUCGCCCAUCGUGCUGGAAAGGCGGUUUCUGUCCGACGGAAGUCUCCACCGGAACGACCGCUCCAGGACGUUCUCCGGGGGACGACCCAGUCCGGGGUUAGAAGUGAAUGACGACAACUCUGCUGGUCCUCGUCGUUGCCCUAGAACUUCUACUGAGAUCCCAUUCAUCUUCCCCAGCACGACUGUGUUUAAUGGCACGGGGGAUGAAAGCCAGUUCGCAAAUUUCCUCGCUUUUCUCACAAAUCCCGUAGAAGAUGUCGAACGCUUGAAGACCUCCACUGCGGCUCAACAAGAACAUGCUCCGGGCCGCGUGCUGACUACGGUGCUCCGCUGUGUCUGCGUUGUUUUCACCCUCCUCCUCGCUCUGCCCUUCAACGCGGACGCUGUUCUUUUGCUUCUGAACCGGUUCGUCGGGCCGUUUCUGUUCGUGCCGCUGCUCUGGUGGUUCCCCGUGGGGUGCAGUGCGGUGCUUCGUGACGCGCCGAGGAGAGAUGAAGUUGAACAAGAGAAUGCACCUGGCGAAACAAGAACGCCUGAAGUUUCGUCCUUUGCCGCGGCGGCGGACGCGGUCGUGGCGGACGCCAAGGGGACGAACUUUUGCAGAGGAAGAAUCACGCGUGAAGAUUUCUUCACAUCUGAUACCUAUCAAAUGUAAAAAUGUCUGGGUCUGGAAGAAUGCAACUUGUGAUGCUGCAUCUGGAUUCCAGAAAAAUCUGUAUUGCAUGAGUACCAAAAGGAGUUUAAUUUUUGCUACGUUGAGAGGGCAUUUGUCAUGCGGAAUAGGCAUCAAGAAGCUCUCAGAAAAUCUGUGAUGCUAGGGCACGCAUCACAGACAUCAGGGCUCAUGCCAAACGUGCAUGACAACUGUCAGAAUCUUCCAGACCCAGACAUUUUUACAGUUGAUAAUACCAUCAAAGAACAGAACAAAGAUCAUGCGAAGAACGGCGAAGGCCGCCACCUCCUCGUCGGCGAAAAUCAUAAUCUUCCGGACGAAGAUGAAGCAGCCUUAUCGCCGUCAGAGGAAAUAAUUACGUGCCCAAAAAGAUCCUUGUCCUGCCCCGCGCCCCUGCCCGCGCUUGUGCUGUUAGGAGAAGUAGUCGAAGAUGAACUACCGAGAAAACUAAACGAGAACGGUGGUGAAGAAGUCAACAACCACGAAAACUGCCAUCGUCGUGAGCACAACGCUCCCACGUCUCCACCAGCUGCGCCUUAUAAUCCUGCCACAGUACCUGCUGUACCGGUAGCAGUACCACAGUUUUUACCCGCGCCCCACUUGAUGGAACCAAGAAAGACUCUUUGUGCUAGUCGUACUAGCUUUGUACACGACAGAAAUCAAAAGCGUAUUGGAGAUGAUGUUUUUGAUACAGGCUCUUCUUCUCGUCCGAAUAGGAAAACUAAUGAAGCUUCACCUCUAGCUGCUGCUGCUACUCUUCUCACCCUUUUCUCCGAGCACCUCGCGGACUGUAGCUGGCUCGUGAUUGACCUGAGCGUCUCGGUUUUGGUUUACCAGCUGCUGGUGAAUUUUGAGGUGCUCGCACCUGCCUUCUCCGGUUGCAGUAGUCGUUCUACGUCUACUUCGGAGGUGGUUCUCUGGGAUGAGGCUUUCUUACCCCGUCCACGGCGCACACAGAGAGAACUACAGGCAGGUGAAGGAGCGGAAAGUAGCUUUGUGACGUCUGAUCCAUUUCCGGCAAUACCCGCCGAGCAAAAAUUGUACUCCUGGUCUGCAGCCGAGGCACAGUACCAGAACUGUAUGAGAGGUCUUGUGCACAAAUUGACCUUUUUUUAUACUCCUCAGCCGCAUGUUGUCCUCGUUGUAUCUACAGCUACAGAGGCAACAGCUGCAAAGAGAAAGACGCAGCUUCUCUUGUAUGUGUUGGCUCGCUCGUUUGUGGAGCUUGUCAACAUGGAAGCAGUGCGAAAAGCAAGCCAAAACUGAGCUGGUAACCAAAUGCGUGGUCGUAGUUUGAUGCAUAAGUAGGCUCCAUUGGUUCAAAAUGACGGGAGUGAAGAAGUAGGGGAUAUUUGUGCACUCUCAUAAUAUGGCCGGACCCCGCAAGAGACGCCCCAUUAUGGCCGCUCUUGAAGCAGCAGGUGCAGCACAAGGUGGCUUCAAUUCUGUUUCAUCCAGCGCCCAGAGAAUACUGACACAUAUUUCAUUUUUUACAUGUUUUGUUCCGUGGUCGUGAAUAUUCCUCGAUCACGGCAUUUUCUUUCAGAAAAAAUCCAAUUGCCCGAGAACAUUGAUGUGUACACGAAAAUGAACUUCCAGAAGUUAUCCUUACUCACAGUACAGCGCGCUGCGUUUUCGGAGCAUCGAACGAGGUGGUGAUGUAGGGUAGGUGAUCUGCUCUUGCUACAUUACAAUGACUCUUCCGUGCGGAAAUGCAGCUCUGCGGCAGUUUUAUUUCUCU